GAAAGGACAACAUAACUCCUGGUGCAGCAAAGAGGUUCUCCUUCUGCAAGGCAUUUGCUGGACUCCUGAAAAAUUAUUUUCAGUAACAUGGCAGAGAAGGAUUUCAUCAGCUGGCAUCUACUGGCUUUAUUUUUUCUUCCAUUUUGCCUGUGUCAAGAUGAAUACAUGGAGGUGAGCAGAAGAUCUUAUAAACCAGUGGCCAAAGUAUUGCAAAGUCACCACCAGACUGGCCAUAAAGGUUCCAGAAGCAGGGAAAUAUUGAAACAGCGGAGUCAACUUAUAGAGUGGACUGUUGAUAAUAGCACUUCUACAGACCAAAAAGUCCUGAGACCAGAGGUAGAUGAUGUAGAACUGACUACCUCAGAUAGAGUCCAGCCCCCACAAACCGGACCACAGAAUCCAGACUGUAGUUCCUGCUGCCGUGGUGACUUUGGAGUUCGACUCUACCAAGGGCCCCCAGGACCUCCUGGGCCCCCUGGGAUGCCAGGAAAUCAUGGGAACAAUGGAAAUAAUGGAGCAACUGGCCAGGAAGGAGCCAAAGGUGAGAAAGGAGACAAAGGAGAUAUGGGACCAAGGGGAGAGCGUGGCCAUCAUGGACCCAAAGGCGAGAAGGGUUACCCUGGGAUUCCCCCAGAGCUACAGGUCGCAUUUAUGGCUUCCAUGGCUACUCACUUCAGCAACCAGAACAGUGGGAUCAUCUUCAGUAGUGUUGAAACCAACGUUGGGAAUUUUUUUGAUGUCAUGACUGGGAGAUUUGGUGCUCCAGUGAACGGGGUGUAUUUCUUCACCUUCAAUAUGAUGAAACAUGAAGAUGUGGAGGAAGUGUAUGUAUACCUGAUGCAUAAUGGUAAUACAGUUUUCAGCUUAUAUAGCUAUGAAUCAAAAGGGAAAGCAGACACUUCAGGAAACAGUGCAGUGCUAAAACUUGCCAAGGGCGAUGAAGUUUGGCUGCGAAUGGGAAAUGGAGCCCUCCAUGGGGACCAUCAACGCUUCUCUACCUUUGCUGGGUUUCUUCUUUUUGAAACCAAGUAG
Nipponia nippon (crested ibis) is the source of this 1032-nucleotide messenger RNA. RefSeq names its product C1q and TNF related 3 (gene C1QTNF3). The record is from RefSeq and is a predicted model, not a curated record. Gene Ontology annotation, molecular function: protein binding. Lineage: Eukaryota; Metazoa; Chordata; Aves; Pelecaniformes; Threskiornithidae.